UGCCGCCGGGAAGGCGUGGAUUCCAAGAUGAUCAUAAAGGAAUACCGGAUUCCCCUGCCAAUGACCGUGGAGGAAUACCGCAUCGCCCAGCUAUACAUGAUACAGGUCCUAGCCUGUGAGGAGGAGAGCAUACUGGCCGUUCUGGCAGGCAGCUUGGAGGUGGCUCGAGCCUAGAUGUGCUUCAGUGAACAGGCAGGCAAGUGUAUUAGCCUCCUGGUGCCGUGCAAAGGACCACACAUACUAGCUGGCCUCAGACAGCAGAAACGAACUCCUGGAUCUCCUCAGACAGUCACCACCUCUCUUAGCUCUCACCGUACUGUCACACGGGUCACUGUAGAGCUGUCCCGUGCUCCAGGCCUGCAGUUACCAGCCGCAGGCGCAGGGCUGCUGUAAGAGAAGAAAAGCCGCAACGAGACCUAUGGACAAGGCAGUGGCGUGGAGAUCCUGGAGAACCGGCCCUACACAGAUGGUCCUGGUGGCUCUGGGCAGUACACCCACAAGGUGUAUCAUGUGGGCAUGCACAUCCCUGGCUGGUUCCGUGCCAUCUUGCCCAAGGCAGCCUUGCGGGUGGUGGAGGAGUCAUGGAAUGCCUACCCCUACACCCGAACCAGGUUCACCUGUCCCUUUGUGGAGAAGUUCUCCAUUGACAUUGAGACCUUUUAUAAGACGGAUACUGGUGAAAGCAAUGAUGUGUUCAGCCUGUCUCCUGUGGAAAAGAACCAGCUGAUAACAGACAUCAUCGACAUCGUCAAGGAUCCUGUGCCUCCCAACGAGUAUAAGACUGAAGAAGACCCCAAGCUGUUCCAUUCAAUCAAGACUCAUCGGGGGCCCCUCUCUGAUAACUGGAUUCAGGAGUACAAGAAGCGGCUCCUCCCCAUCAUGUGCGCCUACAAGCUCUGCAAGGUGGAGUUCCGAUACUGGGGCAUGCAAUCCAAGAUAGAGAGAUUCAUCCAUGACACAGGCCUGCGGCGGGUGAUGGUGCGGGCCCACCGGCAGGCCUGGUGCUGGCAGGAUGAGUGGUAUGGGCUGACCAUGGAGAACAUCCGAGAACUGGAAAGGGAAGUACAGCUCAUGCUGUCCCGAAAAAUGGCCCAGUAUGCAGAGGAAGAAGGAACAUCGGAGCUCUGCAAGGACAGCUCCCCUCAGGUCCAGGCAUCGACAGCAGCCUCUGAACCCAGCAGCAGCAAUGGGGAAACCCUGGGCCGGGGCCUGAAGAAGCAGUGGUCCACCUCCUCCAAGUCCUCAAGAUCCUCCAAGCGGGGAGCCAGCCCCUCCAGACAUAGCAUCUCAGAGUGGAGGAUGCAGAGCAUCGCCAGGGACUCCGAUGAAGGCUCGGAAGAUGAGUUCUUUGAUGCACAAGAGGAUCUGUACAAUGAGGAAGUAUUCCCCAAGGACAUCACGAAGUGGAACUCCAAUGACCUCAUGGACAAAAUGGAAAAUCCAGAGCCUGAGGACCCACAGGACGGUCUAUACCACCAGAGUGGCCCUGAGUUCGGGGUGGCCUCCAGUGUGGAGCAGCUAAACAUCAUUGAGGAUGAGGUGAGCCAGCCACUAGCCACGCCACCCUCCAAGAUUCACGUGCUGCUGCUGGUGCUGCAUGGAGGCACCAUCCUGGACACUGGAUCCGGGGACCCCAGCUCCAAGCAGGGUGACACCAAUACUAUCACCAACGUGUUUGACACCGUCAUGCGUGUGCACUACCCCAGUGCCCUAGGCCACCUAGCUAUCCGCCUGGUGCCCUGCCCACCCAUCUGUGCUGACGCCUUCGCCCUUGUCUCCAACCUCAGCCCCUACGGCCAUGAUGAGGGCUGUCUGUCUAGCAGCCAGGACCACAUCCCCCUGGCUGCCCUGCCCCUGCUGGCCACUUCUUCACCCCAGUAUCAGGAGGCAGUUGCUACAGUGAUUCAGCGGGCUAACCUGGCCUAUGGAGACUUUAUCAAGUCCCAGGAAGGUGUGACCUUCAACGGACAGGUCUGCCUGAUUGGAGAUUGUGUUGGAGGUAUCCUGGCAUUUGAUGCCUUAUGCUACAGUGGCCAGCCAGUGUCUGAGAGUCAAAGCAGCAGCCGCCGGGGCAGUGUGGUCAGCAUGCAGGACGCUGACCUGCUGUCCCCGGGCAUCCUGGUGAAUGCAGCACACUGCUCCAGUGGUGGUGGCGGUGGCGGUGGUGGUGGCGGAGGCUCCAGCCUGGAGAGUAGUCGGCACCUGAGCCGCAGCAACAUUGACAUCCCCCGCAGCAAUGGCACCGAGGACUCCAGAAGGCAGCUGCCCCGCAAAAGGAGCGAUUCGUCCACCUAUGAGCUGGACACCAUCCAGCAGCACCAGGCCUUCCUGUCCAGCCUCCAUGCCAGCGUACUGAAGAACGAGCCCAGCUCCCGCCGCUCAAGCAGUUCUACGAUGCUGGACGGUGCCGGGGCCCUGGGCAAGUUUGACUUCGAGAUCGCCGACCUCUUCCUCUUCGGGUGCCCACUGGGGCUAGUCCUAGCCUUGAGGAAAACAGUCGUCCCCUCCCUGGACGUUUUCCAGCUGCGGCCAGCUUGUCAGCAAGUGUACAACCUCUUCCACCCUGCGGACCCUUCAGCCUCCCGCCUAGAACCGCUGCUGGAGCGGCGCUUCCACACCCUGCCACCCUUCAACAUCCCCCGAUACCAGCGCUACCCGCUGGGGGAUGGCUGCUCCACACUGCUGGUAGAGACCGUGCAGAGAAACCCAGAGCUGGUCUUGGAGGGCGGCUCCCUGGCCCCUCUCCCCCAUGGGGACAGCUUCCUGGAGACCAGUGUCCCCGUUCCCGCGCUCACCUGGCAGGAUGGGCCCCGCCAGAGCCCGGGCUGUGCUGAGUCGGAUGCGCUCCAGACUCACAACACAGUCUUCCAAGAGCAUGCAGCCCCCUCAUCACCUGGCACAGCCUCUACCAGCCGUGGUUUCCGCAGAGCCAGCGAGAUCAGCAUUGCCAGUCAGGUGUCAGGCAUGGCCGAGAACUACACAGCAUCCAGCAUUGCCCAGAAGGGCCCCUCGUCGCUCAGCCACACUCCCAGUGUCAGGCGCCUAUCCUUGCUCGCCCUGCCCUCCCCAUCCCCUACCACCCAGGGUCCCCGUGCUAGGGCAAGGCAGGUGAGCCCCAACCUGGAGAGGUUCCCCUGCCUCCCUGACUUGGACAUCGGAGAAGUUGCUGCCAAGUGGUGGGGCCAGAAGCGAAUUGACUAUGCCCUGUACUGCCCCGACGCCCUCACAGCCUUCCCCACAGUGGCCCUGCCCCACCUCUUCCACGCCAGCUACUGGGAGUCCACCGAUGUAGUCUCCUUUCUGCUGAGACAGGUCAUGCGGCAUGACAGCUCCAGCAUCCUGGAGCUAGAUGGCAAGGAGGUAUCAGUAUUCACACCUUCACAACCCAGAGAGAAGUGGCAGCGCAAGAGGACCCAUGUAAAGCUGCGGAAUGUGACAGCCAACCACCGGAUCAAUGAUGCAGUUGCCAAUGAGGAUGGCCCACAGAUUGUGACAGGCCGGUUCAUGUAUGGGCCCUUGGACAUGGUCACCCUGACUGGGGAGAAGGUGGAUGUGCACAUCAUGAUGCAGCCACCGUCAGGUGAGUGGCUGUACCUGGACACUCUGGUGACCAACAGCAGUGGGCGUGUCUCCUACACCAUUCCAGAAACACACCGCCUGGGGGUGGGCGUCUAUCCCAUCAAGAUGGUGGUCAGGGGAGACCACACCUUUGCCGACAGCUAUAUCACCGUACUCCCCAAGGGCACAGAGUUUGUAGUCUUCAGUAUCGAUGGCUCCUUUGCUGCCAGUGUGUCCAUCAUGGGCAGUGACCCCAAGGUGCGCGCCGGAGCUGUGGACGUGGUGCGACACUGGCAGGACCUGGGCUACCUCAUCAUCUAUGUGACUGGCCGACCGGACAUGCAGAAGCAGCGGGUAGUGGCAUGGCUGGCUCAGCACAACUUCCCUCACGGCGUGGUGUCCUUCUGUGAUGGCCUGGUGCAUGACCCGCUGCGGCACAAGGCUAACUUCCUGAAGCUGCUCAUCUCUGAGGUGGGGCCUGGGAGCACUGGGUUAAGGAGGGGAGGGCUAGAAGACCCAGCCUGUGCCCAUGGUUGUCUCAUCCACAGUUGCACCUGCGUGCGCAUGCGGCCUACGGUUCCACAAAGGAUGUGGCAGUCUAUAACUCCAUCAGCUUGUCUCCCAUGCAUAUCUACAUUGUGGGCAGACCCACCAAGAAGCUGCAGCAACAGUGUCAGUUCAUCACGGACGGCUAUGCAGCACACCUGGCCCAGCUCAAGUACAAUCAUCGGGCACGUCCAGCCCGAAACACGGCCACACGUAUGGCCUUACGCAAGGGCAGCUUUGGCCUACCUGGCCAGGGUGACUUCCUGCGCUCCCGGAACCACCUGCUCCGCACCAUCUCAGCCCAGCCCAGUGGGCCCAGCCAUCGGCACGAUCGAACACAGAGCCAGAUGGACAGUGAGCAGCGGGGCCAGCGCAGCAUGAGUGUGGCGGCCAGCUGCUGGGGCCGUGCCAUAACAGGUCGCCUCGAACCCGGGGCAGCCACAGGACCCAAGUAGGACACCAUUAGGAGGCACUGUGGUCUCCAUGGUGCUAGGCCAGGGCACCAGCCCCACUGGGAGGCCUGGCCUGUGCACACAUAGGUGGCUGGGGACAAGCACAGACGUGGCCUGAGAGCUUGUCCCAGGGCCCCUUGGAAGACAUGGCCAUGACAACACAGUCCUCCCGGCCUUGCCUCAUGCCCUAGGCUCUGAGGAGCCCAGCUUGUCAUGGAAGCUGGCAGGAUGUCCAGCCCAUGAUGGAAGAGGAACCAGGAUGGGCUACCUAGCCCAGCCCGGGAGGCAUUCCUGGACAGCUUGCCCUGUGUUGAUCUCUCAGCCUCCUGGUGCCAAGCAUGGGUGUAAAGCCCAGCCUACCACCUCUGUGUCCACUGGCGCCCCUUCCCAUUUGGUAGCAGCUCCAGCGGGGGUCCAGCCUGCUUCUUGUUGACUCCGGUUCUCAACUGUCCAACCUCACUGGUUUUGCACUGGUUUUUGAGAGUGGAGACCUGUUACCAUCUCUCUUCUGGCUCCAGACAUGUUGACAUGCAUGAAACCCAGUAUCUGCUGAUCCAGGGUCUGUCACCACACAGAAUAUUCCAGUGUGGCAAAUCUUCACACAAGCAGGAGAGAAAGGCUAAAUCUUAAUUUCUGCCACCUGCCUGGGCUGCCAGCACUGUGGCAGGCCAGCGGCAGUCUCAAGACUGCUGCCUACCCAUCCACCUGCCCACCCAGAGCUCAGUGCAGUCACAGGACUGCUGUCAUUCCGGGUCCUGAGCACAGCACAGGCGCAAGGCCAGUGAAGUGCUUAGCCAGCUCCUUCUUGGUAACCCACCUUGGGCAGCUGGGCCUGUGAAGCCUGGCCUCCACCUCCACCUCCUCGCCUGCCAUGGGCUGGGGCCCCAUGCCAUGGCUGCUGUCCGCCGUGUUUCUAUACCUUUCUACUUCUCCAUCUGGUUUCUAUAAGAUUUUUUAACAGGCAGCCAGCGGCUGCUUCCUUUUCUUAGCUCAGCAUCAGUGCAGCCUGCUACAUUAGGAACACCCAGCACUGUGACAGGGUCCCACUCAGUCUGGCCUGUGGGCCCUGCACCUGGUCCACUCGGCAAGCUGUGGGCUUCUCGCCUCACCAGACCCACAAUUCCACCGACUUCCUACUCUGGGGCAGGUGGAGCUCUUAGGUUUUCUUAAUGCCAUUCCGUUUAAUGUCUACUCCAAGAAGCCACAGUUUGCUUCAUCAGCUUAAGGGCAGACAGCCAUUUUAUUUCUCCCUAAACAAGGACGGGUGUCCCACACUCUGGGUCUGAGCCCUGCCUUCCCCGCAGCACUGAGCACAAUUCUCUUGCACCUUCCCUGCGCUGACUGAGCCCACCUAGCUCAGGCCAGCUGUCCAGUGACGGGGCUCUACCUGAGGAGCUGCCACGCUGGACUGAGACUCAGGGCUGCAUGGCUAGGCUGAGUAGGUAGGCGUACAGGAGCCGCUGACUUUGCUGCAGAGAUAUGUGCAUCUCAGGGGCGUGAGAUGCCCUGCCAUGGUGGGCCUAGACCAAAAGAAAGCUAUUUAUUUUGUGCAGAGGAAAAAAAAUGUCUAGAGAGGCAAGACCUUCAUGGUCUUCCCCCUUAAGAUGUAGCUUUGCUGUUUCCAGCGUUCUGUAUAAAGCAGUGAUUGUUUUAUGGACCAAGAUUCCGAGGAACCGUCACAAUGAAAGUGCAAUAUCUGCCCCACCACUCCCCUGAAGGAGGCUGCUGGCCCGACAAUCACUGCCCCACUAGGGGUUCCAGUGGCCAGUGCUCCCUGCCGCAGCCCCACCCCGUCUUGCCUCAGCCUAGGUGACUAGCCAUUGGGAGAAGCACCUGGAAGCCUCAGGCCACCUGCAAUAAAGGCCAGGGAAGCCGUGGGGUCAGCGGGCUUGGUUUCUCCCCCUGGGCAGCCCCCUCGUGGCUCCGAAUGUCCCUGCCUGCCCAGCCGCCAGCCAUGCCAAGGACAACAGCAAUAGUCCCCUAGGGCUCUCCCAGGGCCCUUAGCCAUAGAUGGUGAGACGGCAGCCUUCCCCCAAACUUCAUUCAAGUCUGCUUUCUGCUUCCCUUACGAUUUCCUUUGGCUCAUUCUCUUGAAGAAGCCCCACUUUUACAGAAACUAAGAGAGGAAGGUCAAAGCCCCUUAAAAAUACCAAAAAUGUUUACAGUGUCAGGUGCUGAGCUGCAGGGCUCAGGCCUGGCCAUUCGUAACCAAAGGGUGAGGCAGACCUUGCUGACUGCCACCCACCCCAGGCCUGUUAGAAUAGAAGCCUUAGUCACUCCCUCCCCAUCCGCAGUCCCCAGGACUGAGCCUCAAUGCCACCCAGCACCAACCACCUGCCUUCUCUUUGAUUUCUAAAGAAGGAUUCAGCAAAGAACCCUCCCCGACCCCCUUCCUGGUUCUGUGUGAGCUGCCCACCACCCUGCCCUGUGACAUCUUCACAUCUCAGCCCUCUCCUAUGUGUCCCUGUCAUCUGUUUCUCUGGACGAUGUGUGAACCGUGUCCUGACCCCAUCCCUGCUGUCCUUGCAUCGUCUGGCCUGAGUGUGCUCUCUGUAUACCUGUCACAGUCUGUUACACCAAUUAAAGAAGCAGGAGGCUUC
Molecule: messenger RNA, 7156 nt
Organism: Arvicola amphibius (Eurasian water vole)
Lineage: Eukaryota; Metazoa; Chordata; Mammalia; Rodentia; Cricetidae
Gene: Pitpnm2
Product: phosphatidylinositol transfer protein membrane associated 2
Exons: 26
Coding region: 517-4485 (1322 amino acids)
Biological process (GO): phospholipid transport
Cellular component (GO): cytoplasm
Molecular function (GO): phosphatidylcholine binding; phosphatidylinositol binding; phosphatidylcholine intramembrane carrier activity
Source: RefSeq, a predicted model, not a curated record